AUUAGCCCAUUAUUUUGUUAACCGACUAAAAUCGGAAAAUCGAAGUGUAUAUAUAUAUUGCUACUACUUGCUAGGGUUUACCCAAUAUCUCUAGUUUUUAACAUAUCUUUUUCUUUGUUGAAUCGGCAAAUCAUGAGUUCCUCAUCUCCCAUAUCGAUUAACGAUCUCACCAGUUCCUUGGCUAACACGCCGCGCCUCCUAUUCGCCAUCGUAGAAAACGGCAACGAAAACGCAAAAGCCUGCGGUGUGUGGAGCUUCUUCUCAUCACCUCAGCUUGAGAAUCCAUAUGAGAAAUCAUCGUCGACGACUCUUGUAGCAGCGGCCGAAUUCCAUGUGAGAUUCUCUCCAAACAAUCUACUGAUCAAUCAUGAUUAUGACCUAAAAUAUUGUUCAUGUGGCUACGUCUCUGGCUUGUUCUAUAUCCAUGGUAAUAGAUACCAGGCUAGACCUCUGAUAUGUAACCCCAUCACGGGACGGUAUGCAAUCUUACCUGAUAGGUAUACUUACCGAAAGGCGUAUAGCUUUUUCGGGUUUGACCCGAUUGAGAAGCAAUACAAGGCAUUGUCCAUGGCUUAUUACUGUGGUCCUGGCCGUAAUAAAAUUCUUACACUUGAAGAUGGAGAUUUGACGUGGAGAAGGAUCAAAUGUCCCAUACGACAUGAUAUUAAGAGUGAUGGGGUAUGCAUCAACGGGGUUUUGUAUUACUUGUGUGAUACGUCAGAUUGUUGUAAUGAUGCUCAUGUUGUGACGUCUGAUUAUGUGAUAGUGUGCUUUGAUGUUAGGUCUGAAAAGUUCACCUUUAUUGAUGUAGAAAGGUUUUGUCGAUUGAUUAACUAUAAGGGCAAAUUAGCUGUGAUCUAUUGGGAGGAUGAUGAAGACAUUUAUCAUAAGUGUUUUUAUGGGAAAGAUAUCGAUGAGUAUUUGGAGGAAAAUCUUGAUGUUGAUGCCACUAAUGAGUUGCGUGUGUGGGUUUUAGAGGAUGUUGAGAAACAGGAAUGGUCGAAAUAUGAAUACACUUGGACCGAUGAUAGAUUCUUCCGCCGUCAGGUUUCCAUCGCUGGUGCGACUGCUUCAGGUGAAAUAGUGUUUUCGAUGAACAAGUAUACAUCUAAACAACCGUUUUAUGUUUUCUACUUCAAUCCCGAAACGAAAACUCUCCAACGUGUUGAAAUCCAAGGUUUUGGUGAAGCGUUUAAGAAACCUUGUAGUGUUCGCACCUUUGUAAACCACGUAGAGGAUCUUAAUCUUAACGAUUUAGAACUACUCAAGUCAGUCCACCCUCCACUGGAGAAGCCAGAAUAUGUACAAGAUUCAGAAUCAGACUGAGAAGUGAGAGGGGACGUACGAUAUGUCGAUGUCAUCAC
Molecule: messenger RNA, 1364 nt
Organism: Camelina sativa (false flax)
Lineage: Eukaryota; Viridiplantae; Streptophyta; Magnoliopsida; Brassicales; Brassicaceae
Product: F-box protein At2g15640-like
Source: RefSeq, a predicted model, not a curated record